Messenger RNA from Acanthoscelides obtectus, 1580 nucleotides. The record is from the annotation of a GenBank genome assembly. Lineage: Eukaryota; Metazoa; Arthropoda; Insecta; Coleoptera; Chrysomelidae.
CGGAAUCAGAUGACAUCUGGUCUAGUUUCUCUGAAACCACCAUGGGUUUCAAGUCAGUUCUCCUUGUUACCCUGGGCUCUUUGCUCUCUUUCUGCUCCACAGCCAAAGUGAACAAGCACUUCUUUCCACCAAACUUCAAGAUUGGAGUGGCUAAUGCAGCAGCCCAGAUUGAAGGAGCGUGGAAUGAAGAUGGUAAAGGCGAGACCAUCUGGGAUAGGUUCGCCAUGAGUCACCCAGACUGGAUCUUCGAUCAUUCAUCUCCACAAGUAGCUGCUGAUUCUUACCAUAAGUGGAGAGAAGAUGUUGAAAUGGUUAAAGAGAUGGGCGUGGACCAUUACAGGCUCUCAAUAGCUUGGGCAAGGAUCUACCCAGACGGUUACAAGACAGAAGAACCUAAUGCCAGGGGUGUAGCAUACUACAAAAAUCUACUUAGGUCAUUGAGAGCAUUGGGCAUUGAACCAAUGGUCACCCUCUACCACUGGGACUUACCACAGAAGUUGCAGGAUGAUUUUGGAGGAUGGCUGAGCCCUAAAAUUGUCGAUAUCUUUGCAGACUAUGCCAGAACUUGCUUUGAGCUUUUUGGCGAUGAAGUAAACUGGUGGAUUACAAUCAAUGAGCCCAAACAGAUAUGCGAAGCUGGAUAUGGAUCAGGAGGCUAUGCACCAGGCGUCUUUAGUCCAGGAGUAGGAAACUAUAAAUGUGCUAAAAACGUACUUUUAGCCCAUGCUAAAGCAUACCACAUUUAUGACAAAGAAUUCAGAAAAAAAAACCAAGGAAAAGUCGCAAUUGUGAUUGACAGUAACUGGUUCGAACCUGCUUCUGCUAAACCCGAAGACAAAGAAGCAUCUGAAAGGUCACUACAAUUCACAUAUGGUCUGUACGGCAACCCAGUAUUCAACGGCGACUGGCCCGCAGUGGUCAAAGAAAGGGUUGCUCAACGUAGCAAGCAAGCAGGUCUGAAGGAAUCUCGUCUACCAGCUCUUACCAAGGAAGAAAUCAAACUGAUCAAAGGCACCUAUGAUUUCCUGUGCAUCAACCACUAUACCUCGCACAAGGUCAGUGCUUGGUAUGAACCGCCUGUUACAGAUACUAGCUUUGGAGCUGAUAUUGGGGUAAAUGAUUGGAUGCCCAAGGAGUGGCCCAAGGGAGGAGAAGGUUGGUUCUCGGUUUGGGCUCCAGGAAUGAGAAAACUGUUGAACUGGUUGAAGGACACCUACAACAAUCCAGAAAUCGUGAUAACAGAGAACGGUUUAUCUGAUAAUACAGGGACUCUGGAGGAUGACCACAGAAUUAACUACUACAGAGACUACCUAAGUAACUGUUUGGAUGCGAUCUAUAUCGACAACGUGAACCUGACAGGAUAUACUGCUUGGAGUAUCUUAGAUGAUUGGGAAUGGAGAACUGGAUACCACUCCUUAAUUGGAAUGUACAAAGUAGACUUCAACGACCCCAACAGGGCUAGGAUUCCUAAGAAGUCUGCUGCAUACUUCACCCAAAUCGCCAAGAACCGCUGCCUGGCAGAAAAUCCUGCAGAAUGUAUACAUUAAGCAAAAAAUAAAUAUAAACUGUAAUCACAUAAC